AUGGUAAAAACAUCUAAUUCAAAAUACCCUGAACUUGAAGUAGGAACAUCUGUGCGUAUCUCUAUUCUUGAUGUUGACCGAGCUCGUGGCUCUCCACGAAAUGUAUUGGCAGUUAUAACUGAUGUGAAAGAUAAUUUAUAUAAAUUAUAUACAGAAAAUGGAUUUCUGAAACAUAAGUAUACCAGGACAGAAAUCAACCCAUGCAAGGAGAAGCUUCUAGAUCUUGAAACGGUUGUAAGCAAAUUGAAAGAGGGAGGAGAAAUAACUCUCCGUGAAGCAGCUGCCUUUAACAGCAUUUCUGGAUCCCAAGGUUUUACGAGAUGCCAAUGUAAAACACAGUGUAAAACCAAUAGAUGUGCUUGUCGUGCAUCUACUAGAUUAUGUAACUCUAAGUGUCAUAACAGUCUACCGUGUAACAAUAAAGAUUAA
Messenger RNA from Rhopalosiphum padi (bird cherry-oat aphid), 429 nucleotides. RefSeq lists its product as uncharacterized. The record is from RefSeq and is a predicted model, not a curated record. NCBI's taxonomy places the organism in Eukaryota, Metazoa, Arthropoda, Insecta, Hemiptera, Aphididae. The transcript has 2 exons. Bases 1 to 429 code for a protein of 142 amino acids.